This is a messenger RNA of Dipodomys ordii (Ord's kangaroo rat), 6398 nucleotides long. It is a transcript of the gene Stxbp5, whose product is annotated as syntaxin binding protein 5 (tomosyn). Gene Ontology annotation, molecular function: GTPase activator activity; myosin II binding; syntaxin binding. The coding region runs from base 1 to 3918 and encodes 1305 amino acids. Gene Ontology annotation, biological process: regulation of exocytosis; regulation of protein secretion. The transcript has 29 exons. NCBI's taxonomy places the organism in Eukaryota, Metazoa, Chordata, Mammalia, Rodentia, Heteromyidae. Gene Ontology annotation, cellular component: plasma membrane; cytoplasm; SNARE complex. The record is from RefSeq and is a predicted model, not a curated record.
AUGGCCUUGGCAAUUUUCUCAGAAUCACAUCUGCUAUGUGUGACCUGCUCUAAAGGAAUACUUGUUAGAGAAGUACCAAAAUCUGACUUUACAAAAUCUGGCUUACAAAGGGUUGUUGGUUCCCGUUUGGAUUCAUCUGGAUUUAAGGAUAGUGAUAGACGUAUUAGUAGAAACUGUAAGUCAUCUGAAAGAGUCCAGAGGAGGCUCCGGGUGCCGCGUGGCCGGUCGGCCUUCCAGCGACCCACGGAAGGUUCGGAAGCCCGGGCAGCGCCAGCGUCGCUGACAUCCGCUCCCCCCGCUCGCCCCCCGCCUAGCCUUCCCGCCGAAUUCGGGGUGGCGUGUCGCAGGCCGGGUCUUGCACCCCUUCCCCUUUGGCUGCUGCGUAUUGGCUUCCAGCAGCCACCGCCACGGCCAGACUGGUUUUACCAACUGUCAGAGCGUCAGGAAGGAGGCCGGGCUUCCCUCCCGUCCCACACAAAGCCCAUCCGUAACGCGACGGCGAUCGCCCCCGCCCCCCCCCCGCCGCAGCCCCCGCUUCCCGACGGGGAGGACGCACUCCUUCCCCACCUCCGCUCCGAGGAGCGGAUUUCCAGUCCCAGCUCUCCCGCAGCCCGAGAGCCGCCCGCAUUUUGGACGAUGCCAGCUGCAGGGGAAGCAGCUGCAUACUCUGGCAAGCGCACUGUUCGCCAUGGAUUCCCCUACCAGCCCUCAGCGCUGGCCUUUGAUCCUGUGCAGAAGAUCCUGGCAGUAGGAACUCAGACUGGUGCUUUAAGGCUCUUUGGUCGUCCAGGAGUAGAAUGUUACUGCCAGCAUGACAGCGGAGCUGCAGUGAUCCAGCUCCAGUUCCUGAUUAAUGAGGGCGCACUUGUGAGUGCAUUGGCUGAUGACACCUUACACUUAUGGAAUUUACGUCAGAAAAGGCCUGCCAUACUACAUUCACUUAAAUUUUGCCGAGAAAGGGUUACCUUUUGCCAUCUGCCUUUCCAGAGUAAGUGGCUCUAUGUGGGCACUGAACGAGGUAAUAUUCACAUCGUCAACGUGGAGUCCUUUACACUCUCGGGUUAUGUCAUUAUGUGGAAUAAAGCCAUUGAACUGUCAUCUAAAUCCCACCCGGGACCUGUUGUUCAUAUAAGUGAUAAUCCAAUGGAUGAAGGGAAGCUUUUGAUUGGCUUUGAAUCUGGAACAGUAGUCUUAUGGGACCUCAAAUCAAAGAAAGCAGACUACAGAUAUACAUAUGAUGAGGCUAUUCACUCUGUGGCUUGGCACCAUGAAGGAAAGCAGUUUAUUUGUAGUCAUUCAGAUGGCACUUUGACCAUAUGGAAUGUGAGGUCACCUACCAAGCCUGUGCAGACAAUCACUCCACAUGGAAAGCAGUUAAAGGAUGGGAAGAAGCCAGAGCCAUGCAAACCUAUCCUCAAGGUGGAAUUCAAGACAACUAGAUCUGGGGAACCUUUUAUUAUUUUAUCAGGAGGUUUAUCAUAUGAUACUGUAGGAAGAAGACCUUGCUUAACAGUGAUGCAUGGGAAAAGUACAGCUGUGCUGGAAAUGGACUAUUCAAUUGUUGAUUUCCUAACACUCUGUGAAACUCCAUACCCCAAUGAUUUCCAAGAACCAUAUGCUGUUGUUGUUCUUCUAGAAAAGGAUUUAGUACUAAUAGACCUUGCACAGAAUGGAUAUCCUAUAUUUGAAAAUCCUUACCCUUUGAGUAUACACGAAUCCCCUGUUACAUGUUGCGAAUAUUUUGCUGACUGUCCUGUGGACCUUAUUCCUGCACUUUAUUCUGUUGGCGCUAGACAGAAACGUCAAGGUUACAGCAAAAAGGAAUGGCCCAUUAAUGGAGGUAACUGGGGCUUGGGUGCUCAAAGUUACCCAGAAAUAAUUAUUACAGGGCAUGCUGACGGGUCAGUUAAAUUCUGGGAUGCUUCUGCAAUAACUUUACAAGUACUAUAUAAAUUAAAAACAUCUAAAGUAUUUGAAAAGUCAAGAAAUAAAGAAGACAAACCAAGCACAGACAUUGUUGAUGAAGAUCCGUAUGCCAUUCAGAUCAUCUCCUGGUGCCCAGAGAGUAGAAUGCUGUGCAUAGCUGGAGUUUCAGCUCAUGUCAUUAUUUAUAGAUUCAGCAAACAGGAAGUGAUUACUGAAGUCAUUCCGAUGCUUGAGGUUCGAUUGUUGUAUGAAAUAAAUGAUGUGGAAACUCCAGAGAGUGAGCAGCCACCACCCUUGUCGACGCCUGUAGGAGGUUCCAAUCCACAACCCAUUCCCCCUCAGUCUCAUCCAUCCACCAGUAGCAGUUCAUCUGAUGGGCUUCGUGACAAUGUUCCUUGCUUAAAAGUUAAAAAUUCACCACUUAAACAGUCUCCAGGCUAUCAGACAGAACUAGUUAUUCAGUUGGUAUGGGUGGGUGGAGAACCACCACAACAAAUCACCAGUCUGGCAGUCAAUUCUUCCUAUGGACUUGUGGUUUUUGGCAACUGCAAUGGUAUUGCUAUGGUUGACUACCUACAGAAAACAGUCUUACUCAACCUGGGGACUAUCGAGUUAUAUGGCUCAAAUGAUCCUUACCGCAGAGAACCUCGGUCUCCUCGUAAAUCUCGACAACCUUCUGGAGGUUCUUCAUCACCACACAAUUCAGAUGAUGAACAAAAAAUGAAUAAUUUUAUAGAAAAGGUGAAGACCAAAAGCAGAAAGUUUUCCAAGAUGGUAGCCAGUGAUAUAGCAAAGAUGUCAAGGAAGUUAAGUCUGCCAACUGAUCUAAAGCCUGAUUUAGAUGUAAAGGAUAAUUCCUUCAGCAGAUCACGGAGUUCGAGUGUAACCAGCAUUGAUAAAGAAUCCCGAGAAGCCAUCUCUGCUCUUCAUUUCUGUGAAACUUACACUCGAAAGGCAGACUCAUCUCCAUGCCCAUGUCUGUGGGUUGGAACAACACUAGGAACAGUGCUAGUCAUUGCCCUGAACCUUCCCCCAGGGGGAGAACAAAGACUCCUACAGCCGGUGAUUGUGUCUCCAAGUGGUACUAUAUUGAGACUAAAAGGUGCAAUUUUGAGGAUGGCCUUUCUGGAUGCCACAGGCUGCUUAAUACCACCUGCCUAUGAACCCUGGAAAGAACACAAUGUUCCUGAAGAAAAAGAUGAGAAGGAGAAAUUAAAAAAGCGGCGGCCUGUCUCAGUAUCCCCCUCAUCUUCUCAGGAAAUUAGUGAAAACCAGUAUGCAGUGAUAUGUUCUGAAAAGCAGGCAAAAGUGAUCUCACUGCCAACACAAAACUGUGCUUAUAAGCAGAACAUUACUGAGACCUCGUUCGUACUCCGAGGAGAUAUUGUAUCUUUGAGCAACAGCAUCUGCCUUGCGUGUUUCUGUGCAAAUGGUCAUAUUAUGACUUUCAGUUUGCCAAGUUUAAGGCCUCUGUUGGAUGUGUAUUACUUACCCCUUACCAAUAUGCGGAUAGCCAGAACAUUCUGCUUCACCAACAAUGGACAAGCAUUAUAUCUUGUUUCACCCACGGAAAUCCAGAGACUUACGUAUAGUCAGGAGACAUGUGAAAAUCUUCAGGAGAUGUUGGGUGAACUCUUCACUCCUGUGGAAACACCUGAGGCACCGAACAGGGGAUUCUUUAAAGGCUUGUUUGGAGGUGGUGCUCAGUCUCUUGAUAGAGAAGAACUAUUUGGAGAGUCAUCCUCUGGGAAGGCUUCAAGGAGUCUAGCACAGCACAUCCCUGGUCCUGGUGGCAUAGAAGGUGUGAAAGGAGCAGCAUCUGGAGUUGUUGGAGAAUUAGCAAGAGCCAGGUUGGCACUGGAUGAAAGAGGGCAGAAACUUAGUGACUUGGAAGAAAGAACUGCGGCUAUGUUAUCAAGUGCAGAUUCAUUUUCUAAACAUGCUCAUGAGAUGAUGUUGAAAUACAAAGAUAAGAAGUGGUACCAGUUCUAACCACCAAAAUCCAUUAAGUCCAACUCAUCCAGAAGGAAAGAUGGUUUUCCUUUUUAUUUCAUUGAUUUACAUAGGAAAGUUAACAUUAAUGGGGUGUUCAUCACUGAAAACUGUUCUUUCCUAGCACAAUCAUGCACUGUUUUACCUCAGUCAUGUGGCUGUGCCUGGGGAGUGUUCACACACACUCAAACUGGAGCACAUUGUGUGUGCCAGCUAUGAGUUGACAGAUGAAGACACAAAGAGGGAUGUUGAGGAGACGUGCAGGGACUAUUUCUUGGAUCAUUCCUGUAUUAAACUUUCAUAUGCCAAAAGAUUUUGUGCCGUUGUAUCUGCCAUCAGUGUUUGACCUGUUUCAGGGGAGAGGCAAUAAGUCAGAAGUCUUGAGCUGAAAUGGUUAGACUUGUGUCACUGGAUUGAAUUAUACAGCUGUCUUGGACUCUCCUUUCCUUAAACUGACUGGGCAUCAGUAUCAUUCGUGAAAAAGAAACAAACUUUGUUACCAUAUCUUUAGAUUAAGCUGAAUGGUGGGCUUUAAAUAAUCAAAACAUACACAUAGUUGAUUUGUGUAUGGGCUACUCUUGGAUUCUUGUUAUUAUAUACUUGUGUUCAGUUUAUAUUUUGUCAAAAACAAAACAAAGUGAUAUGUCACUUUUCAUUGGAAAGAAAAGUGUGGAGCAUGACAGACGGAACUGCUCAUCAUUCUGGAAGUUUCCGUGUAGUAGCCAUGCAGAGUGGGAAGUGGGAAAACCUCCAUUGUGGUGAGGAGACUACUUCAACGUCCUUUGUCCCUUAUUCAUUCAGCUAAAGGUGAAUUUGACCAAAACAGUUAUUGGUUAAAUUUGUAGAAGAGUUGAAACUGGCUAAGUUUUUAAUUUUGCUUGGAUUUUUAUAAAAUGUUUAACCAAAUGUAUCUUUGCAUUAUUUAAUUAAAAUUGCUAAAAGAACACUGUUUCAUUAUUUCAGUAAAAUGCUGAGCUCCCUUUUUAAAAUACCGUGUAUUUGCUGAUAGUUCUGAUUCACUCAGGUGAUGAGCAAAUUAUAUCUCCGUGCACAUGUGGUGGUGUGGGAAACUACAAGUGUCUGUUGUCAGUCAUUCUGUAAGAGUCUAAUCUGAUGAUCUACAAAUUAUUUUCUGUAGAAAUAUACUAUAAGUCACUACAUGCCCUUUCAAGAUUUUUAAUAAACUUAGGGAAAGGAAAAUAUGUACACUUUGGUAACUAAAUUAUUCCGGUAAUGGAUUAUAAUGCUACUUGAUAUAGCAGUGGACAGUGUAUGAUUGACUACUAGAAUAGCAUUGCCAACAGAAAAGAAACCACUGGUGGAUCUGGAAGUAAGCAAUCUCUUUGUGUAGGCUAAUCAGAGAUAAUAUUUAUUGUUGUUAAAACCACAAAGAGCAAAGUAAAGCAUUAAGAUUAAUGUUAUUGACAUUAAAUAGUGUCCUAUGAAAAAUUGCUUAAAAUCAUUACAAGAUAAUCAGCACAAUUGAUAGCUAACAUGAUUGCUUUUCUAUUUCACAUAAUUGUUAAAGGUAUGUGUAAGACAUUUUAACUUUUUCACAUAAUCUGUUAUGCAUCUUUUUCUCUUUAUUCUUUUCAUUAAUAAAGUGUUUGUUUACAUUUUAUAAUGUGCACUACUGAUAUAAAAGUUUACAUCUAAGUUUAGGUAUCAUUGGGUAGGGAGUAAAUAUUUGUGGUGGAGAUAAUUGAUUAAGCCAAAAGAAAUAUUUUAAAGAUGCAAACAUUUUCAGAGGUUUUUGAAUUUGUAGAAAUACCAAUGAAUAACAUUUUUUUUUGUUUAAUAAUCAGCUGUCUGAUGAAAAUGGCAGUUUACUAAUUGCUUAAUGUAUAUAUAUAUAUAUAUAUAUAUUGUCCAAUAAACUCAUUCCAUGGUGUGUUUCAGGAAGUAUUAGGUCCUUUUAUAAAUGUGUAGUUUUGUGACUAUAGAAAUCAAGCUACAGAUUUUUUAAAGUUGAGAAAUAUUAAAUGAGUUAAUUCUUUAUCCCUGUAGAAGGCCAUAUUAGCUUCAUUUAAUUCACUGUGUUAUUUUUUGUUAUUUGUAUAAAAAUUUAUCUUUACUGUCAUUUUUUUCCUAUUGUAUAUAAAUGGGUCAAACUUGUAAAUUGUUUCCAAAUAGGGAUAUGGAUACUUUUACCUGAGAUGGAUUUUAUAAGACAAUCUUAAUGUGUUAAAUUAUUUCAUUGUUAGUCCACAAAUUAUGCACAACAAUCUGAAGACUUAUAGGGUUAUCAGAAAGCUUAAAAGUAUUUUGGGUAUAAGAAAUAAGCUUCCUCAGAGCUAGACUUGAUUCAGUCUGUAGAUAAGAAACAGUAAGUAACCCAGGGAUUUAUUAUAAUUUGAGAGAUGACCUCUCUCUCCUCUCUCUCUCUCUCUCUCUCUCUCUCUCUCUCUCUUUUGUUUUUGUUAAAUUCAAAAAGUAAUAGUCACAGCAACACAGGACUUCAGGAAAAAUAACACCACCAA